Messenger RNA from Populus trichocarpa (black cottonwood), 2432 nucleotides. RefSeq lists its product as uncharacterized. Gene Ontology annotation, cellular component: cytoplasm. The transcript is spliced from 11 exons. Gene Ontology annotation, molecular function: protein binding. Lineage: Eukaryota; Viridiplantae; Streptophyta; Magnoliopsida; Malpighiales; Salicaceae. The record is from RefSeq and is a predicted model, not a curated record. Bases 224 to 2185 code for a protein of 653 amino acids.
GUCUUAUUUGCCUGAAAUCAUCCAUCGUUUUCUUAAUUUUGAUCUGCUACAAGACCACAACAGCAAUUAUUUUUUUCUUCUGUUCACUCUUCUUUCUCUCUCCUUCUUCAAUGUCGUCGAAACUAUCGAAUUAACCCCGAACGCACACACUCUCUCUAAAAUCCACUGAAUUCGAACCCUCGUCUGUGUGGUUUUCUUCACACUAAUUAGGGUUUUGGGGAAAAUGAAGAAUAAACUGAGAGGAUUUGGACUGAAAAGAAGCGAAACAAAGGAAAAAAUUGAUUUAUUACCUCCUGCUCAGUUAGAUGAGCUCGCUCAAGCUGCUCGGGACAUGCAAGACAUGAGAAAUUGCUAUGAUAGUUUACUUUUCGCAGCUGCUGCAACAGCAAACAGUGCAUAUGAAUUCUCAGAGUCAUUGCGGGAAAUGGGUUCUUGUUUGUUAGAGAAAACAGCAUUACAUGAUGAUGAAGAAAGUGGCAAGGUUUUGCUAAUGUUGGGGAAUGUGCAGUUUGAACUUCAAAAACUUGUUGAUAGUUAUCGGUCUCAUAUAUUCCUGACAAUUACAAAUCCAUCUGAAUCCCUGCUCAAUGAACUUCGGACAGUUGAGGAUAUGAAGCGACAAUGUGAUGAAAAAAGAAAUGUCUAUGAAUACAUGGUGGCACAACAAAAGGACAAGGGAAGAUCAAAAGGUGGGAAAGAUGAAAGUACUACUUUGCAGCAAUUGCGAUCAGCUCGUGAAGAAUAUGACGAGGAGGCAACCCUAUGUGUUUUUCGGUUGAAAUCUCUGAAACAGGGACAGUCUCGAAGCCUUCUAACACAGGUAGCACGUCAUCAUGCUGCUCAGUUGAAUUUCUUUCAGAAGGGACUUAAAUCACUUGAGACAGUUGAACCCCACGUAAGACUGAUUACAGAACAUCAACACAUUGAUUACCAUUUCAGUGGACUUGAAGAUGAUGGUAGAGAAGAUGGUGAGGAUUAUGGUGAGGAUGUCGAUGAUACAUAUGAAGGCAGGGAAUUGAGUUUUGACUACAGAGCAAAUAAUCAGGGGCAUGCUGUUUCUGCAGCAAGGAAUUCUAUGGAGGUUGAUGAAGAGGAUCUUUCAUUCCCCCAAGCACCAGCAGCAGAAAAUGUAGAGUUAAACCCAGACAAAACCCCUGGUGGUUUCCAUUUCCCAAUCAGAGAACCAAGAGGAGGCAGCCAUUCAGCACCAAUUUUUCCAGAAAGAAAACCUGAUCCAGUUGAAAGAAUAAGACAAAUACAGAAAUCAUCGAGGAAGUCCAACACAUAUGUGCUGCCCACACCUGUUGAUGCAAAGGGUGUGAUCUCUUCAAGAGCAAGCGGUUCAGUUCCCAACACAAGGCAAAUAGACAUCAGUGGGCGCACUCACUAUUUGUCUCAUUCUUCCCCAUUGGAACAGAAGAAGAAUGAGAAAGAUUCUGGCGAUGGUCACCUGCCAGAGUUCACCCCUUCAAAAGAACGUUCAGGACAUAAAGAGAGCAACAAUCCUAAUGCCUCCACCCAAUUACCCCGUCCUUUAGUCGGAGGAAUCUCAUUUCCACAGCUUGAUGUUUACAAUGCAUCUGAUAACAAAAAAAUUAAACGGCAAUCCUUCUCUGGUCCGAUAACCAGUAAGCCAUGGUCAAUGAAAUUGGGCUUAUCAUCAUCCAGUGGUCCCAUUUCUGCUACUGAACUUUCACAAGAAGUUUCUGGAGUGCUUGCUCAUGUUGCAAAUCCUCAGCCUUCUACAUCCCCCAAAGUAUCCCCUAGUACAUCACCUCCUCUUGUUUCUUCACCCAGGAUAAGCGAGCUUCAUGAACUUCCAAGGCCACCAGGUAAUUUAGCAGCCAAAGCUGCAAAAUCUCUGGGGCCGAUUGGACACUCUGCUCCAUUGGUCAGAAAUCCUGAGCUUUCUGGAACAAACAAGAUUUCUUCAGGGGCAGCAAAUUUGGCAUCACCUCUUCCCACGCCACCGUUGAUGGUCCCAACAAGUUUCUCAAUACCCUCAAUUAGUCCAAGAACAAUGUCUGUACAUGUUUCUAAGCUUUUGGUUUCUUCUCAACUACUGGAUAAACCUGGGGAAGUUGAUUCUCCUCCACUGACACCGAUUUCCCUUACAAAUAUGAGGCAAGCACCUGCCAUUUCAGAAUCGAUACCGCAUUCUGGUCAAAUUAGAGGAGGGAGCUGAUGCGAUGUUAUGCACACUAGAUGAGAACUUAGAUUGAUUUUUUGGAGUCUGCCUGACUAUUUUUUGGUAUCGUCAUCUACUAGCUGGGUACUGUAAAUACAAAAACAUUAUGCAUUUUUCAGUUUCUCAUCCCAAAUUCUGUUCAUCGCGUGAUUGAUAAUGAUGAGAACGAAGCUCUGCAUAAUUGUGGAUCAUUGCACAUCUUGUAUAUCUUCUCAAUUGAGCAAUUUUGUUGUGUUUUUGGUCA